Cercospora beticola is the source of this 978-nucleotide messenger RNA. RefSeq lists its product as uncharacterized. Gene Ontology annotation, molecular function: L-gulonate 3-dehydrogenase activity; NAD+ binding. Lineage: Eukaryota; Fungi; Ascomycota; Dothideomycetes; Mycosphaerellales; Mycosphaerellaceae. The record is from RefSeq and is a predicted model, not a curated record. Gene Ontology annotation, biological process: fatty acid metabolic process.
AUGGCUACAGAUACCCAAAGGAAGACCGUUCUCGUUGUUGGAACUGGCGUCAUAGGUAGUUCAUGGACGACGCUUUUCCUGGCCAAGGGGCAUAGAGUCAUCGUAUCUGACCCAGCUCCUGGCGCUCGAGAGAAGCUUGACCAAUUCAUUCAAUCUGAAUGGCCACGAAUGCAAAGGGUUGGCAUCGUAGAAAAUGCUGAUGCUCGUGCAUACGAAUUUGUCGAAGAUGUCUUUCAAGCAGAGGCAGUCAUGAACGGGGAGAUAGAUUGGGUCCAAGAGAACGCACCUGAACGUCCCAACUUCAAGACAGACCUAAUUGGCAAACUCGACGCUCUUCUACCAAACAAGAACACAAUCAUUGCUUCAUCUUCUUCCGGCAUUCCAUCAUCACAAUUCAUCUCGAAAUGCAAGCACGCAUCUUCUCGCGUAUUGAUCGGGCACCCAUUCAACCCACCACAUCUCAUCCCUCUGGUCGAAAUUGUGCCUCACCAAGACACAUCAUCAGAGUCGGUCGAUAAAGCGAUUGAAUUUUACAAGUUGCUCGGGAAAAGCCCUGUGCUCGUCAAGAAAGAAGUGCCCGGCUUUCUCGCAAAUCGUCUUCAAGCAGCCGUACUCGCAGAAGCGUAUUCACUAGUCUCGCGAGGCGUGGCGAGCGCAGAGGAUGUCGAUACUGCCAUGUCGACUGGUCCGGGCUUGAGAUGGGCAUUGGCAGGGCCAUAUAUGACGAACGUGCUCGGAGGGGGAGCUGGGGAAGAUCCGUUCGGACACUUUAUCAAGCACCUGGGUCCUGCAAUUGAGGGCUGGAAGAAAGACAUGGACGAGAAGAAGUUUGAGUGGCAAGAAACUGAUGUGGAUGGCUUAAUCGAGAAAGUGAAGCCCUUCGUCGACGCGAAAGAUAGAGAAGGUGCAAGAAGAGAUAUGGGUGAUGGCUUGAUCGAAUUGCUGGAAAUGAAGAAGGGAAAGAAUAACUUGGUAUAG